AUGCGGUUCAACCUGGAGAGAAAGCGCACUGUCAUCAGCCAUUCUAGUGAUCGUUCACCCACUAAUGACACCGAUGCAUUUCGCGCAGCUUCUACGUCCCCGUCUCGCAAGCUUCAGCUGUCCAACAAGAUUAUUGAUCGCGCAUGCGCUUACAGCGGUCUUCUUUACACCUCAUUCUCCUUUAUUUUCUUCAUUGCCUCAGGGAAUUUCCCACCGGCCGCGCCAACCCUCACUGCCGAGCAAGUCGUACAACAUUACCAAGAACAUAACGUGGGCUACAAAGUUGGAGCGUCAUUCUUCGUUCUCUCUGGUGCUUUCUACGGUUCAUUCACCGCGGCGAUAUCGCAACAAAUGAAGCGCAUACCUGGCGUAGGCCACACCCUCAUCUCGGCACAAGAAGUUUCCGGAGCCUGGGCCUGCAUCACUUUCUCCGUACCCGCCAUCUUCUUCGCAACGACAGCAUAUCGGUUGGAGCGACCGCCAGAGAUCACUCAAGCACUGAACGACCUGAGCUGGAUGAUGACAUUUAUGCCCUUUGCCCCGUUUAUUGUGCAAAAUUGGGCAUUCGCAUUCGCGGUACUUCUUGAUAAGAGAUCGAAGCCGUUGUUUCCUCGGCUUGUCGCAUGGGUCAAUCUCUCAUCGCCCAUCCUAUUAGGGUCUGGCAUAGCGAUGCACUGUGUUAAACGAGGACCGCUGGCAUGGAAUGGGGCAUUAACUUUCUGGCUAACCGCUGUGGUUUUCGGAAUCCAGAGUAUUGUAAAUAUAAUAUUUACCGUGAAGGCUAUUGAGACAGAGCUAGAAUAA
Messenger RNA from Trematosphaeria pertusa, 804 nucleotides. RefSeq lists its product as uncharacterized. The record is from RefSeq and is a predicted model, not a curated record. The transcript has a single exon. NCBI's taxonomy places the organism in Eukaryota, Fungi, Ascomycota, Dothideomycetes, Pleosporales, Trematosphaeriaceae. The coding region runs from base 1 to 804 and encodes 267 amino acids.